AGCCCUCCCCAUACCCUGGGCGCGGAGCACAAGGAUUGGUCACUCCUCUUUGUACUGCUCUUUUCCUUUUAUUUCAGCUUUCUUCGAGAACAAAUCUGGUUUGUAGAUGUGCUUGGGGAGAAUGAGGGCCUCUUCUCCAAGAAGCCCGGAGCCUGUUGGGCCGCCGGAGCCCCGUCUCCUCUUCUGCUGCGGAGGAUCCCUGUUGGCGGUUGUGGUGCUGCUCGCGCUGCCGGUGGCCUGGGGUCAAUGCAAUGCCCCAGAACAGCUUCCAUUUGCCAGGCCUACCGAACUAAUUGAUGAGUCUGAGUUUUCCAUUGGGACACAUCUGAAGUAUGAAUGUCGCCCUGGUUAUUAUGGAAGACCGUUUUCUAUCAUCUGCCUAAAAAACUCAGUCUGGACAAGUGCUAAGGACAAGUGCAUACGUAAAUCAUGUCGUAAUCCUAGAGAUCCUGUGAAUGGCAUGGUGCAUGUGAUCAAAGACAUCCAGUUCGGAUCCCAAAUUAAUUAUUCUUGUACUGAAGGGUGAGUUGGCAGCAACAUCUCUUGAUGCAUCAUUUCCUUCUCAGCCUCCAUCUUCUCGUCACCUUCUCCACUGUGUGAAAAAAUUUCUUGUGGGCUACCACCCACCAUAGACAAUGGAGAUUUCUUUAGUGCUAACAAAGAGUAUUUUCACUAUGGAUCUGUGGUGACCUACCACUGCAAUCUUGGAAGUGGAGGGAGAAAGGUGUUUGAGCUCGUGGGUGAGCCCUCCAUAUACUGCACCAGCAAUGAAGAUCAAGUGGGCAUCUGGAGCGGCCCAGCUCCUCAGUGCAUUAUACCUAACAAAUGCACGCCUCCAAAUGUGGAAAAUGGAAUGUUGGUGUCUGUCAACAGAAGCUUAUUUUCCUUAAACGAAGUUGUGGAGUUUAGGUGUCAGCCUGGCUUUGUCAUGAAAGGACCCCGCCGUGUGCAAUGCCAGGCCCUGAACAAAUGGGAGCCAGAGUUACCAAGCUGCUCCAGGGUAUGUCAGCCACCUCCAGAUGUCCUGCAUGGUGAGCGUACCCAAAGGGACAAGGACAUCUUUCGGCCUGGGCAGGAAGUGUUCUACAUCUGUGAGCCCGGCUAUGACCUCAGAGGGGCUGCAUCUCUGCGCUGUACAUCCCAGGGAGACUGGAGCCCUGCAGCCCCCAGAUGUGAAGUGAAAUCCUGUGAUGACUCCCUGGGCCAACUUCCUAAUGGUCGUGUGCUAUUUCCACGUAGUCUCCAGCUUGGAGCAAAAGUGGAUUUUGUUUGUGAUGAAGGAUUUCAAUUAAAAGGCAGCUCUGCUAGUUACUGUGUCUUGGCUGGAAUGGAAAGCCUUUGGAAUAGCAGUGUUCCAGUGUGUGAACAAAUCUUUUGUCCAAGUCCUCCAGUUAUUCCUAAUGGGAGACACACAGGAAAACCUCUGGAAAUCUUUCCCUUUGGAAAAGCUGUAACUUACAUAUGUGACGCCCACCCAGACAGAGGGAUGACCUUCGACCUCAUUGGGGAGAGCACCAUCCGCUGCACAAGUGACCCUCAAGGGAAUGGAGUUUGGAGCAGCCCUGCUCCUCGCUGUGGAAUUCUGGGUCACUGUAAAGCCCCAGAUAAUUUUCCGUUUGCUAAGUUGAAAACCCAAACCAAUGCAUCUGACUUUCCCAUUGGGACAUCUUUAAAGUACGAAUGCCGUCCUGAGUACUACGGGAGGCCGUUCUCUAUCACAUGUCUAGAUAACCUGGUGUGGUCGAGUCCCAAAGAUGUCUGUAAACGUAAAUCAUGUAAAACUCCUCCAGAUCCAGUGAAUGGCAUGGUGCACGUGAUCACAGACAUCCAGGUUGGAUCCAGAAUCAACUAUUCUUGUACUACAGGGCACCGACUCAUUGGUCACUCAUCUGCUGAAUGUGUCACCUCAGGCAAUACAGCCCAUUGGAGCACGAAGCCGCCAAUUUGUCAACGAAUUCCUUGUGGGCUACCCCCAGCCAUCGCCAAUGGAGAUUUCAUUAGCACUAACAGAGAGUAUUUUCACUACGGAUCCGUGGUAACCUACCGCUGCAAUCUUGGAAGCGGAAGGAAAAAACUGUUUGAGCUCGUGGGUGAGCCCUCCAUAUACUGCACCAGCAAAGAUGACCAAGUGGGCAUCUGGAGCGGCCCGGCCCCUCAGUGCAUUAUACCUAACAAAUGUACGCCUCCAAAUGUGGAAAAUGGAAUAUUGGUAUCUGUCAACAGAAGCUUAUUUUCCUUAAAUGAAGUUGUGGAGUUUAGGUGUCAGCCUGGCUUUGUCAUGAAAGGACCCCGCCGUGUGCAAUGCCAGGCCCUGAACAAAUGGGAGCCAGAGUUACCAAGCUGCUCCAGGG
Molecule: messenger RNA, 2351 nt
Organism: Mandrillus leucophaeus (drill)
Lineage: Eukaryota; Metazoa; Chordata; Mammalia; Primates; Cercopithecidae
Product: complement receptor type 1-like
Exons: 14
Biological process (GO): negative regulation of complement activation, classical pathway
Source: RefSeq, a predicted model, not a curated record